Molecule: messenger RNA, 5675 nt
Organism: Caenorhabditis auriculariae
Lineage: Eukaryota; Metazoa; Nematoda; Chromadorea; Rhabditida; Rhabditidae
Source: the annotation of a GenBank genome assembly
AUGGUCCCGAGUAAUCUCAUACUGCUCGAUACUAUGCCAACUACUGCCACAGGCAAAUUGGACCGUCGGAAGCUGCAAGAACUGUCUUUCGAGGAGCAAAAACGGGAACAAGAUGAGUUUGCAAGUCUGAGUGAAAUGGAGAAAACGCUUCAAAACUAUUUCGAGCAGUUCGUUGGCCUGGAAAUUCCAAAAAAAGUGGACAUUUUCGACAAUGGUGUCGAUUCAGUAAUAGUCAUGCUGGUAGCGCAGAAGUUGAGGAAAAUUGGAGUUUUGGUGGCGCUGAAAAUAUUUUUCAGGUUUAGAACAAUUGAAAAAAUUUGUCAAAAUUUCAACAAGGAGAAUAAAGCGAUCAAAAUUGAAGAGAACAAGGGAAGUCAUGACCGAAUAAAUCUCAACCACAUUCAACAGAGGAUGUUAUUUCUUAUGAAGAUGGGCGAGCCGGUUCAUCUUGCGUUCAGAAUCUGGAUAAAAGGCGAACUCAAUCGCCGUCAGCUUCUUAAAGCUUGCAACUUUGUUAUUCUGAACAAUACGCUACUGAGAAGCUUUGUACAACGCAUCCAAGAAAGUUACUUCUUCCAACCUUUGUCAGCCACGGAAUGUUAUAUUUCGCUCGAAUCUCCUACAGUCCAAGAAGAUCAUCUUGUUCAAAUAUCCCUCGCUAAACUGGACAUCGGGACCUGGAGGCUGGACUUCAAACUGAAUCAUUUGAUUUGUGACGCCAGGUCGCUAACAGUGAUGACUGAUCAAAUCAUCAAAUCUUAUUUCGGUGAUAAGGUCAGCUUUGAGAAUUCUUUCUUGCAACCGUCUACAAGCACAAAAAUAUUGGAAAAAAUAACUUACAAACCUCUUUUUGCCGAUUCCGAUCUCGGCGUGACAAAAAUCUUCAGGGAAAGCUUGGUUUUUGAUGAGAAAGCCGCGGCGAAACUCCACAAAUGCUCGAUUUUCGAUCUUUUUGCCCACUCUUUUGCCAAAUCGCUCUGCCAAACUUUUAAGCUGGAAGAUUUGAUGUUCGGAGUGACAUUUUCAAACAGAAACGAACAUAAUUGGAACACCAUCUCAAUGCUGGCCAAUACACUCCCGAUAUCUGUCAGCUAUCAAAAACUGAGUGUGGAAUUUGUUGCCGAACUCGUGAGAAAAAGAGCUGAAAUGUCAAACAUUCCUCUGACGGCGCUGAUUCGAAACGGAAAAUCUUUUGAUUUCGUUAUCAAUUAUCAUCAUUCUGCUGCUCCGAAGAACUGGAAAGUAGGGAGCUUCGAACUGCAAACUGAAGAUAUUUUUCAGGAAACUCCCCAAUUUCCACUUUCUCUUACCAUCUUUAGGUCGUCUGAGGACAACUUUGAACUUUUGUUCGAAUAUUCAGAUGCCUUAAUUUUGGAACAGGAAGUUUUAAACGUUUUCGACAUUCUCAAAAAAAACCUGACUCAAUCCGAAGUGAUGGAUACAAUCAUCGAGAUCUUUUCAAAAACUUUGAAGUGUCCAGUCGACCGAAAUUCUAACUUUUUCGACCUUGGAGGACAUUCUUUGUUGGCUAUGACCGCUGUAGACCAGCUUUGUGACAAUCUCAAAGUGAUCAUUCCAUUGAAGUUGAUUUUCGACAACCCGAAAGUUCAAGAUUUGGCAGAGGAGAUUGAUCGGAUAAUUGAAAUAAAUAAAAAGGUAUGUAAUUUUAAGGCUCAAAUGGUAAACGAAGUUGAAGAUCAAAUCAAAAAAACAGAUGAAAACCAAGAAAAUACCAAGCAACCGAAAAGAGAAGUAGAACCAAAAGAAAAGAAGAAAAUGGAAAGCAAUGGAAAAUCAUUCAAUACGCGACAUGGAGGAACUCUAGAGAAGGAAAAGUUGAAGCGAGAAGUCAAUAAAGACAUUCAUGCUGGAUCUAUUCAGAAUCUUCAAGAAGAACCUGCGAAACCAGACGAAGCAGCUCCAUUCAGAACAAAUUUUCCUCUGUCCAGCCAACAACUUCAGAUGUUCUACCUCUCUGAGCUUGACCUGGGAACCGAAUACCAACUUCCCUUCAUCCAAGUCUUCCCAAAAUCUGUUGAUAUUUCUUCAAUUCACCGCGCCCUGCUCUCAACCAUGCAAGAACAAGCCGUUUUUCGGACUUCCUUUCAUUUUGAUUCCAAUCUCGGCACUCCCAUCCAAAUUAUAAAUUCAAUCACCAGAUCUUACAUCGCUCUCCAGCCAAUCGAAGUUGAGAAAGAAAACGAAGUCAAUGAGAAAAUAAGAGAAUUAUGUCAUCAGAAAAUCUCUUUAAGCGGAGAAGUUCCUCCGGUUAGAGCGAAUAUUUUGAUCACCAGUUCUAGAGUUAUUGCCUUCCUCCAUUUGCAUCACAUAAUCAGCGACGCAAGAUCGACUCAGCUCACCAAUCAGAGCAUCGCUAAAUUCAUGUCGUCAGACCAAUCUCCUAGGAGACUUCAGAAUUCCUACGUCGAUUAUUGCAUUGAAAGCAAGGAGAUCAAGAUUGAAGAUGGUUAUUUAGAGAAAGUCGCUACGAAUUCUCAGAGAAAUGCGUGGGAAUCCUGUACUCCUCAGGUCCGAAAACUGGACAUUUCUAAAGAACAAGUUCACAAGUCCAACUGCUCUCCAUUCACCGUCUUCCUAAAAGCCAUUUCGAAAGCCAUGAGCUCCUACUCGAAAUCUGGAAGUAUAAAUAUUGCUUUCCCUUUUGCUAACAGAAAUCAAUCAACUGAUCAGAUCUGCGGGUACUUUCUUAACAAUCUGGUGGUCUCAAUUGAUACCGACGAUGACCUACAAAUGAUUGCCAGUAAAGUGAAUGACGUGAUAACUUUCAAUUAUUCGUUUGCCGGGCUGCAGAAGUCUUGUCGAAGGAUUUCGAAAGAUGAAACUCUUCGAAUUUCCGACGUCUACGUCAAUUGCCGCUACGACUUGGAGUACGACGAGACGGACGAUGAGAACUUGUUGAGUUUGGUUCCCUUGAAAUGUCACUUUGCGGUCGAGUUUGACAUCGAUUCUCACCCUGGCUUUUACAGAAUAAGCUUGAGAUCAGCUUCUUUAACUUCUGGGGAGAUCUCAAAAAUUCUAGCAAAUACUGGGAAAGCUUUGAGAAUUUCAAGGAAAACAAAAAAAGUAAGAUUCUCAAUAUCUUCUAUGGAAAGUUCAGUUGACGGAGGGCAGCGGGAUUUUCCUGAAAAAUCACUGACAGCGCUUCUCAAAAUGUUUCUCAAGAAAGGUGAUCAGAAAGUAUUCAUUGAUAAUUUGUUUGGAACUUGUCUUACUUACGGAGAUUCUACAAAGAAAAUCUUUCAAAUGACCUCGGCUAUCCGGAAAAAUUCCUUCAGAAUACGAGGCCGUUUUCUGAGGUCGGAUGAUGUCAUUGCCGUUGUUGGGAAAAAGUCGCCGAGAACAAUUUUGAGAUGUCUUUCGGUUGUUUUUGCUGGUGGCGCUUAUGCUCCGUUCGAUGAGAAGAAUCUGAACAGGAAAGUAUUAACAAGGCUGGAAAGUUUCUUUGCUUGUUUUACCGACAAGCCUAUAGAAGGUCUUUCUCACUCUUUUUCUGUUGAUGAACGACUCUCGGAAAAUUCUGAUGUUUUCUUUCAGAACCUGCCUAAUAACCUGGCCUACGUCGUUUCAACUUCUGGAACAACUGGAGAGCCCAAAGGCGUCUGUAUCGAGCAUCGGUCUGUCGCCAACCUCUGCUUCACUUCGACUCAAGACUUUUCCGUGAAAAGUUCUGAUGUUAUUUAUCAGUUCACAAACUUUAUCUUCGAUAACAGCGUUCUGGAAAUUAUGAUGACCGUUAGCAAUGGAGCGAAGAUGAUAGUCGAGGAAGAGCCUUUCGAUCCGAACAUAUUUUCCGAACUAAUAACUCGGAAGAAAAUAUCUCACUGUUUGUUGUUUCCCAGUUUGGUGAGCACCUUUAAUGAUGAGCAGUUGAGAAGUCUGGCCAAGCUCCGAUACUGGAUAGUUGGAGGAGAAGUUCUUCCUCAGAAGCUUCUCGAUAAAGCUUUAUCCGUGGGGGUCAGUGUUAUCCAAAACUAUGGACCGACGGAAACAACGGCCUAUGCCGUUUCGAGAAGAAUGAGGAGGGGAGAUGCCUCGCGGACGAUCGGAAAGGCUGUUCCAAACACAUUUGCCGUGAUUGGAGAAAAUUCAGAACUUUGGAUCGGAGGUGUUGGAAGAAUGAGAGGGUAUUUAAAUGGCAAAAACAGCUUUUGUCGACAAAAAGGCAGAGUUUUCUACAAAACUGGAGAUCUUUGCUCGACUUCCGAGGCUGGUGACAUCGUAUUCCAAGGAAGGACGGAUUCGCAAGUUAUUUUUUUUCGAACUUUAAUGGAUAACAUUUUUUUUUGCAGAUCAAGAUUCGCGGAUUUCGAGUUGAGCUUGGAGAGAUUGAAAGCUGCAUUGAAGAACUGGAAAACGUUCAGAAGUGUGUCGCCAUAUUCGAUAAGGAAUUUCAGCAAGUUUUUGCUUUUGUCGUCCCGAAGCAAGCUGAUUUAGAGACAAUCAAAGUUUAUUGCGAAGAGAAUUUAGAGACGCACAAAAGACCGUCAAAAAUAAUCUCUUUGGAAGCUUUUCCUGUUACGUCAAACUCAAAAAUUGACAAGGAGAAGCUACUGAAAAGAACUUUUGAAGUGUCUGUUCCGACCCCAGAAGGAGAAGACGUUGAGCAGAAACUCCGGAGGAUCUGGGAAGAAGUCUUGGGAACGUCGGACUUCACUUCAACUGAUCACUUUUAUCUCAUCGGUGGCCAUUCUCUGCUUCUAAUGAAGCUCCGUCACUCAAUUUCAUCAAAGUUCGACCUGAAUCCCCCGAUUUCUGAGCUUUUGCCAAUGCUUAAAUUUUGCGACAUGGUCAAUUACCUUACGUCAUCGAAAAAAUCUAUGACGUAUUUUGAAACCCACGAAAAGACGUCUAGUUCAAUUUUUGUUUUCUUCCCUGCACUUUAUGGUGGCUGCACAGCUUACUCAUUUUUAGUUGAAUGUCUUCGAAAAGAUGCUGGAACUUUGAUUCUUCUUGAAGAGGAGUUUGGAAACAGCCUCGAAGAUCUAGGGACGCAAUACAGGAAUCAAAUAAACAGAAAAGUGAAUCAAAAAGAAGAAAGAGAGGUAAUAUUCAUCGGCGCUUCUGCUGCUGGGACCAUGGCUUUUGAAACUGCGAAGCAUUUCCGAAGAAUUCGAUUAGUUAUGAUUGACGCCGGAACUUUUUACAAAGAGAUUGGCAAACUCUCGUAUCACCAGCAUUACGAGGUUCGUUUGGUUGUUUCGGCCCAAAAAACACAAAAAUUCCUCCAAAAAACUUUUUUGGUUUUUUUUUCUUCAAAAGGAACUUUUUCAGUUAGAUUCCAUGCUGAGAAAGCAUUCAAUCUUCCAAAAAUUGCGGUUUCCAGGAUCUUAGGAAAAAUCUCCAACUCUACGAAGUCGACGCAACGAGCAUCGAAGAGAUGGCGGAGAGCUCCUGGAAGUUGCUCCAAAUGCUGAGGACUUAUGUCCCGAAGAAUUCUCCUCACCGGAUCUCCGUUUUUUCGAUUGAUGGGUCGGACCUUGGAUGGAAAAAGUUGGAUUUAUCUAAAAAAUAAUUUUCUGUAGUUGAAAAUAUUAUUCAGAUACUGUGAAGAAGUCAAUGUUGAGAAAAUCGGAGGCGAUCAUCUGACAAUGAUGGGGAGAGAUCACGCGGCUGGACUCGCGGAGAAAAUCAGGAAAUUUUUCUUGAUAAAAUGA